AGGGCAGAGCUGCUGGCCAUUGACGAAGAAGCAGUGAGACACGCGCAUUGCCUUUGCCGCAGCUCAUUCCCUACAGAAGGCGGUUGAUGGUACUUCACUGUUGAAAAUCACAGGCAUCGCUUCCUACUGACGGUCCACGGACUGCGGGAUCAGCUUUCCCCAAACUUCCAGUAAGACCCUUUCUUCCCAGUUGGAGACCAGCUCCACCCAACACACCCAGCAGCCAUGGCAGAUGACUCGGAUAUGCGCAAUGAGCUGUCGGACAUGCAGCAACGUGCAGACCAGCUGGCCGAUGAGUCACUGGAGAGCACCCGCCGUAUGCUUCAGCUUGUGGAAGAGAGUAAAGAUGCCGGUAUCAGGACUCUGGUUAUGCUGGAUGAGCAGGGAGAACAACUCGAUCGUGUUGAAGAUGGCAUGAACCAUAUCAACCAAGACAUGAAGGAGGCUGAGAAAAAUUUAAAAGAUUUAGGGAAAUGCUGUGGCCUUUUCAUAUGUCCAUGUAACAAAAUGAAGAGCGGAGCCAGCAAGGCCUGGGGAAACAACCAGGAUGGAGUGGUGGCGAGCCAGCCGGCCCGUGUGGUGGAUGAGCGCGAACAGAUGGCCAUCAGUGGAGGUUUCAUCCGCAGGGUAACGGAUGACGCCCGGGAAAAUGAGAUGGACGAGAACUUAGAGCAGGUGGGAGGCAUCAUCGGUAACCUGCGCCACAUGGCCCUGGAUAUGGGCAAUGAGAUUGACACCCAGAACCGCCAGAUCGACAGGAUCAUGGAGAAGGCUGAUUCCAACAAGACCAGGAUUGAUGAAGCUAACCAGAGGGCCACAAAGAUGCUCGGCAGUGGCUAAGCCUCUGAUCUGCCUGCUUUUACCAACCGUGCAGUUUGUAAAAAAGGCAAUGCGCUUAUAAUGGUAUUUACCUUCUAGGUUUGCACACAUGCACAUAUCACCCGGCCCUCAUUGUAAAUGUCGUUCUAUGUGUCGUCCGUCAGCUUUUUCAAUGAUUGUCCUCGUAAAUGAUUUCUUAAACUCUGUUACAUUCUUUCCAAAGGUUGUAUAUAGUGCUGACUCGAUGGCUUCCGCUCACUUGUGAAGUUUUUAUUCUGUUUAUGACCUAUAUACAUGUAUGUAUGUAUGUAUACAUAUAUCUGCCUGUAUACGUAUACAUAUAUGUGGAUAUAUCGAUUUUUUUUUUGCUGGAAGGAAAUAUAUACUAGGAAUGCUCUACAAUGCUGUCUUUCUUUUUCAGUAUCUCAGUAUCGUCUUUGUAAAACUGUGUCAAACCACUCUGCUACUGUCAUGCUCCUUAUUUUGAUGUUGUCAUGACAAAUGAAGAAUGGGAUAAAAGAUUACACGUAAUGCAGCAAGCACUUACAAUCAACGUCUUUGGUUCAUAUCCCUCAUCACGACCAUUAUCAGUUACUGUUUAGACUAUGUGCAACUAGAUUCUGUAGCUGUAGUAACAUUGCAUUCCAAGUGUUGUGAAUUGUGCGUUAUGCAUGACAAAUGGUAGAUCUUAGCGUCUUAUAAAUAAAACCUGUUUUAAAAAGAAUACAAAAAAAUAAAAAUCAUGGCAGUAGCAAAAUUGACAAAAGCAUGCUCUCAGUAUUAGGACACAGUGGAACGUUCCAUAUUACUGCAAGUUUGCAAUAGUGCCACCACUAUUACAGUCAAUACAUAUAUAUAUAUAGAUAUAUAUAUAUAAACAUAUAUAUUCACGGACUGUGACCUUUUGUUGUAAAACAACGCAGUGACUUAAAGAGGUAACGCAACGAGAACGAAACACGGCGGUGUGGCGGUUCUGCAAAAAUGACUUGUUUUCUAAAACGAAUAUGCAGUCGGGUGUAGAAAUGUCCUGAAGGGUGGGGAUUGGUUGUUUACUGUAUCAUAGGUUUUGAUUGCUCUGAAAAAAUAAAUAAUCAUUUGCAAUGUAAAGCAAAGGCGCAUAUUUCUGAGAGACCUUACUUUUAUAAGAAGACUGUAUCCUGUUAGUUUACUUUCCCCGUGUGGUUUGUUAUUGGUAAAAAAUGAUAAUAAUCCAUAACAAAAAAAUAAUAAUUUCAAAAGUUUUUUUUGUUGCUUCUGUACCUAGAGCUAUGCACACCAAAUCGCUAAGAUGUUGAAUAGUUAUUAUAAGAAGUCAAAUAAAUACCUUACCUGAAUGACACAUAGGUUAAACUGUGAAAUCGAUGUCCCCAACGCAUGUAAUAUUAAAACUCCCUCUGUAUCCUGUCAGUCUGUGAAGUGGUUGACAUUUUGUAGCUAGCUGAAUUGAUUAAAAGUUAUAAACCCCUA
This is a messenger RNA of Misgurnus anguillicaudatus (oriental weatherfish), 2286 nucleotides long. It is a transcript of the gene snap25a, whose product is annotated as synaptosome associated protein 25a. Gene Ontology annotation, cellular component: synaptobrevin 2-SNAP-25-syntaxin-1a-complexin I complex; plasma membrane. Gene Ontology annotation, biological process: synaptic vesicle fusion to presynaptic active zone membrane; exocytosis; synaptic vesicle priming. Gene Ontology annotation, molecular function: SNAP receptor activity; syntaxin-1 binding; voltage-gated potassium channel activity. NCBI's taxonomy places the organism in Eukaryota, Metazoa, Chordata, Actinopteri, Cypriniformes, Cobitidae. The record is from RefSeq and is a predicted model, not a curated record.